Molecule: messenger RNA, 1272 nt
Organism: Schistosoma turkestanicum
Lineage: Eukaryota; Metazoa; Platyhelminthes; Trematoda; Strigeidida; Schistosomatidae
Source: the annotation of a GenBank genome assembly
GGGUCAUAAGAGGGUUACGUUGCAGGGAUGACCUUAAGGUAGGCCGCAUGUUCGGCUACAAAACAUGUGUCUCUAGUGCAAUUUAUAUUUGAGUUUCAUUUCUGCCCCACGUUUCUAUUUUAUAAUUAUUGUAACCACAAAAAUAAUAAGAGGAGUUUCAUUGCACUCAGUUUUUUUAGGGGCGACGAAUCACACUGCUUGAAUUUCCAUGAUAGUAUCAAUGUAAAAUGUGAUCUAAAAAAGCUCUCUCUGUUCAGAUCUAUGUUUUGUGUUUUAUAUCUUUCCUGUAGAACGUUUCUAUUCAGUCGACAUAUACAAUGUCUUCCUUGCAAAAGCUCCCUUUUAUGUCAGCGAUAUUGUUGUUCAAAUUCAAAUUUAUCAGACCAAGAUCCUAUUCCUGAUCCAGAAAAAUUGACAAAGUUUUUUAAAAAGGCUGAAUCCUCAAUAACUGAGGAUAAGGAAUUCUCUGAUAAUAGCCAAAAUUCAUUACCCGAUACCAUUGAUGAUUCAAAAUCCGUUGUUAAUCCAUCUCCGACUUCUAACCUUCAAAAGCAUUCUGGCGAAAAGAAUGAGUCCGAAGAGAAACGAACUGUAUCUGCAUUUUCAUUCGUUCCUUGGACAAUGAGUUCAUUUCUAAAGGAGAUGAAUAUUUCUAAGUUACUUUCUGGACAUCCAAAAGGCCCAGAGAAGUCUUUUGCUACCUUGUUGCGUUAUAGCCCGUUCAUUCAGCUGGGAGAUUUUAAAUCUCGUGAGUUAAUUGGCGUUGUGAUUGACAAUGUCAAUGACACUGAUCUUUACAUAGAUUUUGGUGGAAAAUUUCAUUGUGUUUGUCCUCAACCGGCUAGUCAAUUUUAUCCACGUGGUAGCUUAGUACGUAUACGUUUGAAAAGCCCUGAAUUAACAGACAAAUUUAUGAUUAACACUAAAGGAGUGUCAAUUUUUGAAGCGGAUGCUACACUUUUAGGACCGUAUAGAGGUCGACUUGUUAAGAGUAUAUCUGAAGAAGAGAAAAUGAUUACAACAACAACCAGUGGAGAUGGUAGUAAAAAACAACGUCCAGCUACAGAUGAAGACAAUGUAGCCUUGGAAUAUUGGCAUCUCAAAUAAUUAUAUUUAUUAUGUAAUAAUAUAUUUUUUUCCAAUUCUGUAUAUAACGUGUUCUCUAGACGAAGUUAGUUAAUCAUGUAAUCUAACUAUUGCAUAAAUAAAUUUAAACUAGCUACUCUUUGACAAGAUUUCAUUUUUCUCUUUAAUUCUAUCAUUUUGUUUGAA